AUGUCCUGUAGUUUCCAAUUGAGCCUCGUUCCUUCUCCACCAAACCUCAAGAUGUCGAUUCGAAACAUAAUCAACGACCCCUUUGCCACUGGGUCCCUAUCUCUGGCCGCCAUGUCGUGGAUCAUAACGUUUAUCAGUUCUAUCGUGGCGGAUGUCCAGGGAUCCUUCCCCAAACUGACGUGGUGGGGUAUUGUGUUUGAGCUGUUCGUGAUCCUUUUCCUCGCAGUUCUCUACAUUGUUGAUGACAUCCAACCACACCGUCUGAGCAUCGUUGGAUUCUUGGCUAUUGCCACCGUUUACACCACUAACUCAGCAAACUCUCUGGUUUACUCCAAUACGUCUGCAAAAAACUGUGCGGCCGCUGGAUCAAUUUUGCUAUCCAUGAUCAACCUGAUCUGGCUGUUCUACUAUGGUACCGACAUUGCUAACUCGGUCCUUGUAGCAAGAGUAUUUGGAAAACAGGGUUCUAACCCAUUCACCACGCCUCAACCCAAUCGGACAUACACUCCUAAUGACAUCAAUAAUACGAAUACCAACUACAUGUCAUCGGGCCAACUAACCGGUCUAGAAAAGGGAGUCGAUUCAAAUGCUUAUGGUAAUCAUGAUGACUCAGACGAUGAGCUAUCUGCUGAUGACCAUUAUCCAAUCACAGUAAGGGCACUCUACAACUACGAUGCCAACCCAGAGGAUAUCAAUGAAUUGUCCCUCAAACAGGGAGAAGUUUUCAAAGUGAAAGACACAGCAGGGAAAUGGUGGCAGGCUAAAAAACAAUCCGGUGAGCUGGGAAUCUGUCCAAGCAACUACGUGGAAACCCUACAUUAG
This is a messenger RNA of Komagataella phaffii GS115, 822 nucleotides long. RefSeq names its product Transmembrane osmosensor. The coding region runs from base 1 to 822 and encodes 273 amino acids. The record is from RefSeq and is a predicted model, not a curated record. Gene Ontology annotation, molecular function: protein binding. The transcript has 2 exons. NCBI's taxonomy places the organism in Eukaryota, Fungi, Ascomycota, Pichiomycetes, Pichiales, Pichiaceae.